Messenger RNA from Amoebophrya sp. A25, 2169 nucleotides. The record is from the annotation of a GenBank genome assembly. Lineage: Eukaryota; Dinophyceae; Syndiniales; Amoebophryaceae.
AAGUUCCAUAUUCGAUUGUGAUUGACUCCUAAAGCUGCUUUUUCUCGUUGUUCUUACUAGUAAAAGGUGUAUAUUUAUUAUGAUUUAGAAUACUGUUAAGUGAGGCUUUUCAAAACGAUGCCUACAUUUUUCGCAUCAUCAAGCACGGUUGCUUUACAAGCCUAGCUGGGGUUGGGGAAACAGACAAAAGCGCAACAGAAUCGAACAGCAUCGCAAGGUGUGACGAAAAGCAGAAUACAUCGCUCUUGAAGAUUGGUGCAUUGUACUUAUCGAUUUGUUUUGCUAGAAAACCAAGUCGAGACAGACUCCAGAUCGAUAUUUCGUUGCUCAUCCGUCAUCGUCCGAUCACAAGUGUGUUUCCCGACGAAAGCCGCUGCUCGAGCUCAAUUGGUGCUAGUUGUUUUGUAACAACGCCAAGCGCAUUCCGCCUGUACCAAGAAUGGAUCACGCGCUCCUGCCUAAGAAGAAAGUAGACGAACGUCAUCCAUCAAGAGAAACAGAUUCCGCACUCGAGGUUAGGCUAUUCGCCUGGUGCAGAACCCCAUAGUACUUUUUUUACUACUCGUCCCAGUCCCUCCCUCUUCUUCAUCUUGGACAUCGAUCGCAACUGCUGACCAGGCUGAGAGAGCACAACGUCACUCCUAAUUGAUUCGAUGCUGCAGAGUCGACCUAUCGGGAACACUGCUUACGGUGGAGUCUCAGAGAUGUUUUCGUCCUACGAGGAAGAUUUCCAUCAAUGCGAGAGCGACAUUCGCAAAUUCCUUGCGACUGCAGGUACUACUGCUGAUCACCCGAACCCUAAGCGUCGACAUUGUAACAACACCUGUCGUUAUGCUCAUCUAAAAUCAAAAUUACGACGUUUAAUACUGCAGCAGUUAGUAAAAAUACUAGAGCUUUAGCUAAUUGCUUUUCUUCUUGAUGGCAAUGCUUAUGUUGCCAACCACAGGAAAUCUCAAACUACAUUUCGAAAUGAAAAGGUACCGCAAGCAGCUCUUCGAGUGGUCGCCAGGCCCAGAUCGAUGAGAGGAUUAACGCUGUGUUUGAAGCUGAGGGUCGCAUGGGCCAAGCGGAGCGACACAUUCUGCACAUGGAGCAAGAAGUAAAGACGCUCCCACCACAUGCACAGGUUUAGGGCAAUCGAGAUCGGGUUUAGUUUAGUUUACAUUCCUGUUCCACGCGGACCUGUUUGCCAAUCAACAUGUUAACAUCGCUCCGUUUCCACAACUCUAUGCAUGUCAGUGCAAAAGAACAGAGAAGUGUAAGACCAGUAGAACACUAUACAUUUACUGUGUUGCACGAGAAAUAACCUUGAUCCUCGAGACGCGCGCAGCAAGACUAUUAAGCACACUCUAAUAUAUGACGCAGAGCGUGAACCAACGUGUUCGGCAAUAUCGGUCGUUGCUGCUUGGUUUCAAGCGGGAGUGGACUGAGGUGCGCGCUGCUGUGGACAGGGAUGCUUUACUGGCGGAGAGGCGUGGUGGCCGCGACGCGGAGCUGGUGAAAAACAGCCGAUUGCGCGAAACGGGGUCGCGCAUCGCCCAGGGAACAGCACAACUGAAGGAUGCUCAUCGAAUGGCUGUUUCGACAGAGCAAACGGGCGUUCAAAUCAUGGGGGACUUGCGCGGCCAGCGCGAGCUCAUUCAGCAGAGUCGUGCACACAUCGACUCGAUAGACCGAAACCUCAGCAACAGUAGGCGAGUGCUGCUGCAGAUGAGCAGGCGGGUUCUCGCAAACAAAAUCAUACUGAUGGGGACGGCGCUGGUGCUUUCGCUGACGCUCAUUCUGCUCCUGUUCAUUAAGUUGAAGAAAUAGGGAAAGGCAAAUUUGUCUGUUGAACUGGUAGACUCAUCAUGCAUUUCAUGGGCCGAGGUCUCUAAAAUGAAGCAUAUGUAUGGGCUUCUCUCCUCAUACUCGAUGUACUUAAAAGCUAAUGAACCGACGGUACUACGUACAAGUGUAAUCACAUCUAUCGGCUUUCAAUAGAUCCGUCUCGCUCCCUAUGGAAAAGACAGAAAAACGCGUGCUAUCAUCUGCUAAGCCAUCUUAGUCUUCAUCACAGUCAAUCCUGUAGUACAACUACAAUAUCAAUAACCCGUUCUUCCUUACGUCGACUCGAACAUUCGUUGCUGUUUCUUACGUUACUGUGUUCUUUCAUCUGCUCGUCUGAUG